CAGGCGCCCCUCAGCAUGGCCGGGGCGGCGCCGGGGCCGCCGGUGAAGGUGCUGGCGGCGCAGCUGCGGCGGGCGGAGCGCGGCGCGGGCGGGAGCUGGGAGCUGCGGCGGGCGGCGGCGGGCCGGGCCCCGCUGCCCCUGCGGGCCGUGUGGAUGCAGGGCACCGUGCUGGAGGUGCAGCGCGGCGCCGAAGGCGGCUCGGCCCGGCUGCAGGACGGCAGCGGCGCCUUCACCGUGCUGGGCGUGGAGCAGGUGCCGCAGGGUCGGCCGUGCCUCAGCGCAGGGAAGUAUGUAAUGGUGAUGGGUGUGGUGCGGUCCUGCAGUCCAGAGCCCAUUCUUCGAGCAAUAAAGAUGACAGAUCUCUCUGAAAACCCCAUCCAUAAGAACAUGUGGAACCUUGAAGUGGAGGAUUUGCACAGAGUCAUCCCCUAAUACUUUUACUUUCUGCCUAAAAGAACUGGAAAUUUGUUUUCUUUUGCUUUUUGGUGCAGGGCAUUGGACUAUUCUGUGUAACCACUCCUGGAGUACACCAAAGUGAGAAGUUGGGCUAAGUUAAGCAUAGGGACCAGUGCUUAUCUGAUAAUAAUCACAGUUCAUGUCUCCAGUCGCUUUUUAUACCAGCAUAUCUGAGAAGUGCCUAUUUGAUGUUUUAAUUAAGAUGUCCACACUAUUAAAAAGGCUGUAUGUUU
Vidua macroura (Pin-tailed whydah) is the source of this 689-nucleotide messenger RNA. It is a transcript of the gene RMI2, whose product is annotated as RecQ mediated genome instability 2. Bases 16 to 432 code for a protein of 138 amino acids. Lineage: Eukaryota; Metazoa; Chordata; Aves; Passeriformes; Viduidae. Gene Ontology annotation, biological process: regulation of sister chromatid segregation; negative regulation of double-strand break repair via homologous recombination; DNA repair. The record is from RefSeq and is a predicted model, not a curated record. Gene Ontology annotation, cellular component: cytosol; nuclear speck. The transcript is spliced from 2 exons.